AUGCAGACGAGGCGCAAAGAGAAGCCCAAAAUAAUAUCCGCGAAGGUCCGAGAGCUCCAGGCACGCCUAUCCCGGUACGAGUCUCAGGUCCAGAAUGGCGGGCAUGUGGAUGCACAGAGAUCGACGGCAAUGGUAGCGUCUGAUCCGACCCAGGUAAGGAACGUGAAUGCAUCGCUGCUUUUCAACGCUCCAGUAGACGCUGAAAGACGACAUUCGGCGGCAUCACCUAUGACCUACACGACAUCAAGAACUGAAGCCCCUCCGCAGCGAAUAGAAACCCAUUUCACCCUUGGAUCAAGCCAGAACUUUGGGAGCCGGAUACAGGAUCUUCUUGAGCGGCAAACAGACCACUCUUCAAUAACGUCAUGCACUCCUCAAGGGCAAGCGCCACGCUUCAGCCCAAGUGGGGAGGGGCUAUUUCCAGAGCGCCGUGCUCCACUCAAGCCACGCCAGGGUCAAGAAAGCAGCCUGAUGAAUAAUCUUCGUCUUCCGUCUGUAAAGGAAGGGUAUCAACUUCUGGAUACAGUUAUUCUAUACCUUGGUGAUGCCCAGCAUUACUUCGAUGCUCGGGACCUCUCAGACCAGCUGAUGGUAUUUUACAGAAAUAACUUCGAUGAGAUCCAGAGAACCAGCUUAUGGUACCUUCAUAUUCUCCUUGUGUUCGCGAUUGGGAAACUUCUAAGAGGGGACUUGGAUGGGACGGCGGGCCCACCAGGCUAUGACCUAUUCAAAGAGGCCUUGAGACUAUUGCCCGGUAUUAGCGAAAUCAGAGCCCAUGGAGUCGCUGGAAUAGAGAUCCUGGCACUAGUAGCGGUUUAUUACCAAAAUAUUGAUCGCAAAGAUGACGCUGCUUCUCAUAUUGGCCUUGCGUUUCGAUUGGCUCUACUGCACAAGCUUUAUCGAAAAUCUACGCUCAAUCAGCUCCAUCCAUCACAGGCAACACAUGCAAACCGUAUCUGGUGGACUGUUCAAAUGCACGAUAAACGCCUCACGAUAGCUACGGGGUGUCCCCUGAGUCUCGAUGAUAAAAUGAUCGCUUCAGGUCUUCCAGCCCCCUCGCCAGGAUAUUGUGACCCAUUGGCAAUUCAGCUAAACAUUAGGAUUGUGCAAAUUCAAAGCCGAAUAUAUUCUGUCAUCUACAGUAAUGAAUCCUGCUCAGAGAACACCUUUUGUGACAGUGUCCGCGACAUCAUGUCCUCACUUACCCAAAUUGCUAAGGAAAUUCCGCAAAUCCCUUCGCGUUCCACCAUAUCUAGCCGGGAUCCAUCGAAACUGGGGAUACGGACAAGCAUUUCUCUCUUUACGAUGCUAUAUCAAGCAAUAAUUCUCACACUGCGACCUGUUCUACUCCACCUUGCCAAAUUAAUAUUCGACCGUCAGACGACCUUCGGCACAAGCAGCAGUGCAUUACAACAUCUUGCCCGGACGUGCAUAGAAGCCGCAAGUAAAAAUUUGGACCUUAUGAGAGUUUUGGUAGACGAGAAAAUCAUUUCUAUAUUCGGCUUUUUCGACCUCGAUGCUAUUUUCUCGGCAUCGUUUAUUCUGCUAUUGGCGAAAAUAAUCAGCUCCGCGGAUGCUAAUGACUCUUGCCGUUUCCCUUUUCUCAACGCCAGUCCUGGGAUCAAAGAAGGCUUUCAACUUCUGGACUACCUGGCGAGCUAUCAGAAUCAUGCUGCUCGUGCACGAAAAAGACAGAUACAGACCUUGCAAGAAUGCAUGCCGUCUUUCAUGCAAGGAUUGGGCUCUGCUGAAAUGGAGAAUCAGGCUGUAAGAACGCCCCAGACUAUAUCAAGCAAUGCCGGGCACGAGGAUAUAACUCGGUCGUAUACCGUCGGCACAGCGGAGGGGGAGUUUAUCCCAGUAACAUUGCCAGUUGAAUUCUCGGAUGAUCCUCACGCGAUAUACUCAUUUUUUCACGAUGAUGUUUUCGAAUUGACAGGAGAGAACCAGGCAGAUCUUGAGGAGGUUCAGCGACACUUUUUGUGGCAGGAGUAG
Molecule: messenger RNA, 1995 nt
Organism: Penicillium malachiteum
Lineage: Eukaryota; Fungi; Ascomycota; Eurotiomycetes; Eurotiales; Aspergillaceae
Product: fungal specific transcription factor domain-containing protein
Exons: 7
Coding region: 1-1995 (664 amino acids)
Biological process (GO): DNA-templated transcription
Molecular function (GO): DNA binding; zinc ion binding
Source: RefSeq, a predicted model, not a curated record